UUUGAAGAGCUGGCAAAUAAAAGGUCUACACCCUUAGGGGCGAAACGUCAUGUUUCGCAUGCAAUUCUUUGCGUCAGCUAUUAACCCUCAAGAUUUUGGGUGCACUCAAUCUGCCGACUAGGAGCAAAAAUAUUGCUCCUGAUCCAUACGUCAAGAUUGUAAUCCUUCCCGAAAGACAGAUCAAAUGCAUAACUAAGACGCUCAAGUCCAACUGCAAUCCACUCUUCAAUCAAGUGUUCGAACUGGACAUGUCCGGUUCGCCUUUGAAUAAAACUGACAUUUUGCUGAUGGUCCGUGACCGCCCAGAAACGUCCUGCUACGAAAGGUGUGUUUCACGCUCAGUGAGCCUAGGUCAGGCAAUUUUCAGCAUGGCUGACUUCAAUGGAGUGAAUCACCAGCGCCAAGUGAGGUGGUGUCUACUGGAGAAUACACAAGCUAUUUCACCUCAUGCAGACAUUGUGAAUGCGGAAUCAGUGCCCAAGGCCGAAAUGCAAAUUUCACUUUUGUAUCGAGUUUGGUCGGAUGAGACAAAACUUAUUAACCACGGACGGAUUAUAUUGGAACUGUUGCAAAUUCGUCCAACAUCGUUCAUUCCAAACAACCAAGACAAAGAGAAAGUUACGAUUAAGGUAUUGCUGUACGAACGUGGAUAUUUGACGUCUUCGCGAAGGACUAACAGCAUCCGGAGGGACGAGGCCACGGCCGCGUUAUGCCAGAAGUUUGUCUUCGCCCUUCAGCCUAAAAUGCUGCAUGAGGCUUCCUGCCAAAUCGUCCUUGUCACCAAAUCCGCAAUAGGAACAAAGAGAACAUUGGGACGCAUCACCUUGGGUCAUCGUCAUUUCUUUUCUACCUGGGCAAGUAGUACAGCCCUUACAACUGGGAUUGAUCACUGGCACGACAUGGCACACCGACCCGGAGUUUCAGUGGAACGCUGGCAUUCGAUAAUAUAACGAUGGAAAUACGAAGCUACUACGCAAACUGUAUCAUUCAGAUACGGGAAAUGGAACUUCAUCCUAACAAGCUGCUUAGGAAACGAUUGCAAAGCUACAAGUUAUUUAUGAAGGGCAGCGUAGUGCUGAAUUCCUUUUUUUUUUUCUCUUUUUCUGUUAUUAUGUUUGACAAUACUUGAAUCUUUCAGUUUUUCGCGAAAAGCAUGCGCACGUAUCACAGUUUUACAGCAGGGACGAAGAGGGACCUAUUGAGUAGUUGGUAGCGUUUGUAAGAAGCCAGAUAAACCGUUACACGUUUUCGCAUGUAGGCUACUGCGCAAUUGAAGCAGGAAAUCGGCUUCAAAUGACUCGAUUCCUCAGAUUCUUUUAGCUUCUUAUUAUUGAUUCUCUUCGUUAACUUGAUGUAUUAUACGGAGUUAGUUGUCACAUGGCGAGUCAAAUAUAAUGUUUUUAAAAAUCUA
Daphnia magna is the source of this 1411-nucleotide messenger RNA. RefSeq lists its product as uncharacterized. The record is from RefSeq and is a predicted model, not a curated record. The transcript is spliced from 5 exons. NCBI's taxonomy places the organism in Eukaryota, Metazoa, Arthropoda, Branchiopoda, Diplostraca, Daphniidae. Bases 249 to 950 code for a protein of 233 amino acids.